AUGCUUGCACUCACUCACAAAGGAACGAACCCACCCUGUUUCCCCUCACGCGCUCUCCACCCCCACACCCUUGUGUUGUUGGCCACUCAUUGGAGAGUGUCGCGCACGCGGAUGCUUCUGUUCUCUCGCUUUGAUUCUCUCACAUACGACAGGGUGAAUAAUACAACGUUUAUUGCUGUCUACGGUGCAGUGCAGUGUGCAAUGGAAUCAUCAGAAAUCAAGCGUCUCGCAAUAAUGCAGUUUGAAGAUGAAGAGUAA
This is a messenger RNA of Sphenostylis stenocarpa, 258 nucleotides long. The record is from the annotation of a GenBank genome assembly. NCBI's taxonomy places the organism in Eukaryota, Viridiplantae, Streptophyta, Magnoliopsida, Fabales, Fabaceae.